Exaiptasia diaphana is the source of this 2444-nucleotide messenger RNA. Its product is annotated as octopamine receptor Oamb-like. The record is from RefSeq and is a predicted model, not a curated record. NCBI's taxonomy places the organism in Eukaryota, Metazoa, Cnidaria, Anthozoa, Actiniaria, Aiptasiidae. Gene Ontology annotation, molecular function: G protein-coupled receptor activity. Gene Ontology annotation, cellular component: membrane. Gene Ontology annotation, biological process: G protein-coupled receptor signaling pathway. The transcript has a single exon. The coding region runs from base 441 to 1526 and encodes 361 amino acids.
AAUGCAAGAGAGGUUUCAAUAGACUUCUAUUUAAGACUGCCGGAUAUCUCCAAGUUGUUCAGUUAGGUUUUUAUAUCAUUUUGUAAUGUAUAAUCACGUAAUCGGUUGUCUAAUUUAUCAGAUGAUGCCAGCGGGCUCGGGGAUCUUUCACUGGUUGACAAUGUUAAUUGCCUAAUAUCGCAUAUCACAACUAUCAUACUACUUCACUACUUGACGUAAAACUUAAUAAGGGAAAGCAUUAAAGAUCGCUUGAUUCACGCGUGGGUAUAAAGUACCGUCACAAGCCCCGUUUGUCAUAGUACAAAGUGAAACAGAGAGAGUGCACUAGUCUAGUUUCUGAAAGAAAUAUCUUCUAAGUCUGAUCUGUUGCAGUCGAUCAGUGGCAGAUAUCAUCCAGCUUUAUAUUGACCAUCCAGCUCCAAAUAUAAUCACAUUCACCGAUGGCUAACACCACCAAUGGUACCAAUGCUCCAGCAAUCGCAUGUUUCAGCGCCGCAAAGGUAGCUUGUUAUUCAUUGAUUCUAGUUAUAUCGUUGGUUGGCAACAUUCUAGUCAUCCUUGUGGUGUACAAGAACAAAAACAUGAGAAAAACCAUUAACUAUUUCAUUGUAAACAUGGCAGCCUCCGACUUACUUACUCCUCUCGUUGUCAUGCCUCUGCAAAUUGCACGUACUUUAAUGUUACUUCAAUGGGCUGUGCCUGGAAAAUUUGGUGAAGCCUUGUGCAAGAUUGCUUUCUUUUUGACGGAGCUCCCAGGUCCUGUAUCUGAUCUCAGUCUAAUUUGCAUGGCGUUUGAUCGGUUCGUUGGGGUUGUUUUUCCACUACGCGUUGGGCUGAUAUCAUCCCGAGUACGAGUAAGUAUGAUCAUAUUUACCUGGGCCAUACCGGUGGGUUUCGCUGCGACGUCGUUAUACGGCUUCAGACUGGGACAAAAAGGUCAAAAACAUUACUGUUACUGGCGGUGGCACGAUGAUCCCUCUAUACAUACACAAGUUCACCGAAAUUACUUCACCGUCGCUUCAUCUGUCUUUUUCAUUGCUCCACUGGUAUUGCUAAUUCUUCUCUACUCCGUUAUACUUAUAACCCUUGGCAAGCGCAAGUUUCCUCGAGUAAACCAGUCCCAAGAAGCAAAGAAAAGAAACCGUCGAGUAUCUAGAAGCGCCACUGUGAUCGCUCUAACCAUUGUGCUGGUAUUUUGGAUUUGCUGGUGUCCCUACAAUACAUACAUGUUUCUGGUGGCUUUUCAAUAUAAUUGGAAAUUUCCCAGGGAAUGCAGUAAGCUACUUGUCUUUACCAUUUCUCAGACGCUCACCUACGCUAACUCUGCGAUCAACCCGUGCAUCUACUUCGUCCUUAUUGAGAACUACAGAAAGGGACUACGAACCGUCCUUCCAAGAACGCUAUCUGCCUCUUUUGCGGGUAACAGUAGCUUGAAGGUCACACGAAAUGUUAACAGGCAAGACACCCAGGUGAAUGACGAUGGAGAUUGCCUUGAGCUUGUUGAGCAACCAACAGUGAACUCUUAGAUUGGCAAACUUACGCUUUGAGUAUCAGGAGAAAGAAAAAACAUUUAUGUGUAAGCACCAAUCCUUAGUGCAUGCAAGAAAACUAACAGAGGGUUGUUGACAGGAUUCAUCUCCCGCGGGCACUGCAACUGAAAGGGAGAAAUAUAUAGUACUACAUAGCUGGGCUUGUUUUUGCAAAUAUAUCGUUUCAUGAUCGCAGAAAACCGUAUAGGCCCAUGAAGUGCUUAACAAAUUUAACAAGUAUUUCGUUGGGUUGUCAACUGAAAGCAUCUUUGUUAAUGCAUAAAUUACAACUUUCUUCGUGUACAUAGAUCCAUUGUUCAGCAAUAUUCUUGUUACAAAAAUAUAAUUAUUCAUUGAAAAGUAGACGAUAGUCUUCAUUGCGUAGGUCGUUAUUGUUAUUUAGCACGGAAUGUGCUUCCAGUCAAAACAAUGCUUUCUCAAAGAACAGAAGUAAUAGCCUUAGAGUACGGAAAAAACAUUGCGUUCAGCCUUAAUUGAUAACAUCAAAUUCGACAUGUUUUUUCCAGUUGUGUGUGGAAAUAAGUGACAAGCUUCGUCAAAUAUCCAGACUUUAACGCGCGCGCCAAAAUCGUUUGAGCGUGCGCUAAUUUAUGGCGGGAAAACUACCCGAUGUAUAUAGCAAUGCUUAAUAGAAAUUUCAUAGUCUGUUGGUACAAUAGUUAGCGGAUAUAGUGAUUUUAGCUGAUAAUUCUGUGAAUCUAAACCUUUUCUCUCAAUGAUAAAGGAUUUUUCCUGCGGGGGAUUUCUGAGAGUAAAAGACAGUUUAGAUAAAACAAGGAAUAGCAAAAGAGCAAAAAGCAUGAUAAUUAUUCUUUACAGUAAUACUAUAAGUCUUGAACGGUGUAUAGCAAAAAAAGACAUAAAAUUAACCAUUAAAAAUUAGAUACAAAAUGA